GUCUGGGUCAUCCCCCGGCAGAGUCGCUCCUGGCUGUGCACCCGAGGACCAAGAGAUGCUCCUGCAACAGCUGGUUGGAUAAGGAGUGCAUCUACUUCUGUCACCUGGAUAUCAUCUGGGUCAACACACCUGGGCACACAGCUCCCUAUGGCUUGGGAAACCCACCCAGGCGGCGCAGGAGAUCGCUGGGCAGGUGUGAGUGCUCACGCUCCAGGGACACCUUCUGUGCCACCUUCUGCCAGCCAAAGCCUGGGUACCUCCAGAGUCUGAAGCUCCCAGUGAGCUCUGGAGCAUCCACAAGAUCUCCACAGAGCAUUGGCAUGAAGCCUCUCCAUCAUGGCCUGCUGAGAGCUCUCAGGGAUAUUGCUGUGUCCAGACUGCAGUCCAGCAAGCAGCAGCAGCGAUCCCAGAGGAGCCCACAGCCAACAGCUUUGCCUUGGAAGAAAAAUAUCUGGAAGAAGAAGAGAUAA
Molecule: messenger RNA, 470 nt
Organism: Acanthisitta chloris (rifleman)
Lineage: Eukaryota; Metazoa; Chordata; Aves; Passeriformes; Acanthisittidae
Product: endothelin-2-like
Exons: 4
Biological process (GO): regulation of vasoconstriction; intracellular calcium ion homeostasis; vein smooth muscle contraction
Cellular component (GO): extracellular region
Molecular function (GO): hormone activity; endothelin B receptor binding
Source: RefSeq, a predicted model, not a curated record